AUGAAGCGGCGCGUGAACACUCUUGCAUCCACAACAACCACAAAGAAGCGGCGCGACUGGAAGGAGGCUGAGGAGGAGGAGGAUGGCGCUGAGGCAGGGCCACUGCCAGACAGCGACGACGAACCCAAGGCUGAGAACUCCAAGCCUGAGGAAAAGACGGCAGCAAAAGCCGCGACAGGUAUUCCAAACCCGGUUGUUUGGUUCGAGAUCUCAGUUGCUGACAAGCCCCGCGGCCGCUUACAUUUUGAGCUCUUCCGGGAUCUGCUGCCCGUGGCAGCGGAGAACUUCCGGAAACUCUGUGCAGGCUAUGCUGAUGAUGGUGGGAAGAAGAUCAGCUAUGCGAAAACAUUCUUCGAUCUCGUGCACACCAAGACUGUCGCCACAGGUGGAGACAUCGACGCCAGCGUACAGCUCGAGGGGAUCGAGCAAAGCGGCCCUCUAAGGCACGCGAAGGCCGGUUUGCUGACUAUGCCAAUCGGCAAUCUGAGUUCCUUCGACCCGCGCUUUCAGAUCACUCUCGGUCCUACUCCGAACCUUGAUGGCAAGCAAGUCAUCUUCGGACAACUGCUGGCAUCACCAGGUGCUGCGCUGCAUCCACUUCACUGGGUAGAGGCUGUGAGCACCUCUACCGGCACACCCAGAGAGGAGGUGCAAGUCGAAGCUUGCGGCGAGUGCACCACGGAGGAGUGCCAGGUUCUUCUCGGAGCGAUGGUCAUGGCAGCGCAGGUGGACCGAACGUCAGAAAGUCAAGCGGACCGCUAUGGCCGAUCAGGCCUCUUGCAUGGCGAGUUGGAAGACGCAGUGACAAGCGAUAACUUGUCCCAAGUUCUGGAAUUGACUGAAGAUCUGCUGGGACAUCUUGAGUGGGCAUGCAAGCGCACUAUGGCUGAUAGCGAGCGUGACCGUAAAGCAGGCCUGCUCGAAGUGAAGUUGAAGUCGCUGAUGGCAGCCUUGCGCAAAGUGGCAUUCAAAGCAGGAGAAGUAAAUGGAUUUGAAAAUAGACUGGCCUUGGAUGCCAAAGGCCAGCUUGGCCGUGCCAAAGAUUUGGAGCAAUCACUGCUGCGUGUGUAUUAG
This is a messenger RNA of Symbiodinium natans, 1074 nucleotides long. NCBI's taxonomy places the organism in Eukaryota, Dinophyceae, Suessiales, Symbiodiniaceae. The record is from the annotation of a GenBank genome assembly.